GGGGCGGAGCUGCGGGCGCGCAGGGCCAGGUGGGAGUGGAGAGGCUGGAGGCGAGGAACGCGGGAGGUGUCCUGAGGGAGCUGUGGAAGUACGCCUCGGACUUAAGAUGUCUUCAGUGGCCAGGCGUCGCAGAAGACAAUAUGGAACAUCUUCAGUAGCUACAAGCAGCAAGCCGUAUAAACCUUUGCUGCCGACUUCUUAUUCUCCCCAAGAGGGCUACUUAGAGGAGGGUGAAGACAUGCUAAGCAUUAAAGAAUUAUGGCAGAAUGUGGCUGAUUAUUCAAAAAGGAAUGAAGAGAACCAUGAGCGAUACCAGUCCACUCAGUUAGGGGAUGCCAGCGGCAGGAACACAUGGAAAGAAGAGCUUUUCCAGCACUUUUACCAAGUGGUUCAGAAAGCCCGUGAUCAAGAGAGGCCUUCAGAUUGCGUUAUUGUUUCUGUCAACAACGAACAGAGGGACUACGCAACAGGCAUAGGUCAUCAGUUGCAGGAUCAUGGCCUUAUGGUGGAAAUGAUUCACCUCUCCUCGGAAUCGAGUCUUACGCGAGCACUCCAGGAAGUUAAAGAUGAUGGGUCCCCGUUUUGCAUUCUUGUCGAACAGUCUAAUGUAGAACUUUCCUCUUGCACCGUAAUUAUACUUGAUGAGUCUAUCAAAAUACAUCGUCAUAUGCCUCUGGAAGAUGCCCUGGUGCUGGUAGCUAAAGAAUACAGGAGAUAUUUCUCUAAACGGGAGCAGCAGGAACAUGCUGGAAUUGCUCUGCGGGCUGGAGAUCUCCUGGACGACUUCUUGGCUCGGGAGCACCUUCCCAGCUACUCUGUCCCUUUGGGCAUUCAGCACCUUGUCUUCCUGUUGACUGAGGGAAAGCAUUUGCGUGGGAAUGAGUUAAACCUGCUCAUUGACUACCUGAAGACCAGGAAAGGGCAACUGAAAGGCUUUGAGACGCCCAAGUCUUUGGCUGGCAGUGAUCAUCCCUCAUUUCAAGGCAGGAAUACCCCAGUGGUGGGCAAGCCGCCUCCACUUCUUCCAACCCCUGGAAAGGGAUCCUUCUCAGGCCCUCAUCCCCCCUUUCCUGCCAGGCCCCCGUUGUUAGGGGACAGACCAGGAGGGGCCCUCCUUUCACUACCAGGAUUGGUCAACCCCAAAGGUCUGUUUGUCCCUCCCCUGCUUCCAGCAGCCCCCUCCAGGAGACCUGUUCCUUUGCGAUGCCCCCAUCCCAAGCGUGCAAAGCGCCCACUACUUGGGGAGAAGCCAGGCCUUCUAGCACCACCGCCAGAUCUCCAGUCAGUGCUGCUCAGGCAGGCAGCUCAAUCCACGUCUUUGCUGAACUAAGGAAAGCUCCCUGGGGCUAGGAAAACAAGGUGGCUGCGGCCCAGAUGGCAGCUUCGCCCUCCUUGGAGGACCGGGUCCCUGUCUGAUCCUGGUGUCCAGGCAGUGGGUGCGAACGUGUUUCCCUUCUGUCUAGUACACGGUCCCUGGCAACGUGUUUCAUGUUUGGAGGUUCUUUGUUCCAAACUGGAGGUUUGUGGAAGAUCAUUGUUACAGAUACUGGAUCUCAAAGUUGUUUGAUUAUAUACAUAUUAAAAUAUAAUAAAAACUUCUAGCUUUUACAUACUGGUUGCCACUUUUUAAGGACUUGUUAUUUUGGAAUAAUUUUAGAUUUACAGAAAAUUCCCGAAGAUAGUACAGUGAGUUCCCUUUAUCCAGUUUCCCCUAAUGUUAGCAUCUUAUAUAACCAUGGUACCUUUACUGGGAAAUUUGCAUUAGUACAAUAAUGUUAACUGUAUUAUAGACUUUUGUUUUAGCAGCUUUUCAGCUAAUGUCAUUUUUCUGUUUCAGGAACUAUUUUGGGUACCACAUUGCAUUUAUACUCCUUUAACUUUAUUAUGUUCCAGUUUUUUUUUAUGAAACAUUUAAAUGUAUAGAAAAUUUGAAUGACGAGUACAAUGAACACCCAUAUACUCUGUAUCAAGAAUUGUUAACAUUCUGCCAUUUCUUAAGUUGUGCAUAUGUCUGUGUAAAUAAAUUUUUUUUCUCAACCAUGAAAGUAAGUUGCAGAGUUCAUGACACCCUACCUUUAAAUACUUA
Acinonyx jubatus (cheetah) is the source of this 2086-nucleotide messenger RNA. RefSeq names its product nuclear receptor coactivator 5-like. Bases 107 to 1330 code for a protein of 407 amino acids. The transcript is spliced from 10 exons. The record is from RefSeq and is a predicted model, not a curated record. NCBI's taxonomy places the organism in Eukaryota, Metazoa, Chordata, Mammalia, Carnivora, Felidae.